GGCAACAUUUGUCUGAUUGGUUGAUUUUUAACAUGACGUAAUUGUGUGGUUGCUAUGGAAAUCAUAACAUGGCGGCCGGUCGAAGAGGAGUGAAUUGUGUGUGUUCUUUCGAAUUACUGCAAAAUAUCGAUAGAAAUAUCGUUAUAAUGCAGUUUAAAAGAGAGAUAGGUGUUCUUUAUCAAUUCAGGCAUUAACCAGUAGUCUUUUUUAUCAAUUUUAUCUAAGAAAUAGUGGCGAUCACACGUAAUUGUAUUGCUCUUCGUCCUGGGCCAUGUUGUACGGUAAGCGACCAAUAGGGAUUUUCUAGUGUUUGCUACCAUAUUUGUCUAGAAUACCCAGAAGGCUUGCUUGAAAAGUCUUUAGGCGGGAAUUUUGUUCAACUGGUUGUAGGUUCAACUGGUUGUCGUUCAAUUCUUGUUGUAUUUCGGUAAUUUUACCUCGUCUGGUCAGAGUUUAUAGGUUUAUAAACAGUCUUUUUAAGGACUUAUACUGUAUCAGCAUGAGGUCUAAAUUUCCUUGCUCUAUUUGCGGAAAGAAGUCCUCGAAUUCUGGAUUUAUUAAUCCAGGUUCAAAGGAAAAAUGCAUUUGUAAGCCGUGCUACGCGCGAAAAAUUCGUUCUUGUUUGCAAACCAUUGGUGUGCAAACACAAACUGAAGAUCUUCCUGACAACUUUGAAGCAGAAACUCCAUUUCAACAAAGCAGGCCAAGUUCUUACCAGACUAUUUCUGGUGCUGAAAUUGUCAAGGAAGUUGAAAGUCUUCAACGAGCAUACUUGUCUGAAUUUUCCAAGGAUGCAUCCCCUGUAUAUGAUCCAGCUAAGUUUAAAGUAUUCUGUCGUGACCAUGGUGCCCCUCAUUUGUUUGAUUUUAUUUUUGCUUGCAUGAAUAGUUCUCGUCAUACAAGAUCUAGGGAGCAGUUGAAUGAGAAGCGUGCUGUGGCAAUAAUUCUUCAACUCUGUUUUGGUUUGUCACAGAAGUGUUCUUUUUUGCAAGUUGACAAUGGCAUUCUUUUGAAAUUUUCCCAUUGUACCAAUGUUGGUGUUAAUACUCAGAGGCAAAUUGGUACAAGUAGUUGCAGCAUGACAGUUGACCGGGCUCUGCAUAAAUAUGCAGCUUCAAACACCAAUAGUGUGACUUGUGCUUUGGAUGAUGCUAUUAAAAAUAAAAAAUUGUUAUUGUUAAUGAUAGAUGAUUAUACAACGAUUCACUCUACAAGAAGGCCCAAAGAUCUUAAAACUUCUAAAGCUAACAAUAUGUGUACCAUAAUUUUUAAAGUAUUUCCAGAUAUAAAGGCAAUUUCACGUCCUCCUCCUCAUGAAAUUCACAGCAAGACUGGGAUCAAACCACAUGACCUUGCCAACGAAAUUUGUUCUGAAAAGCAGAUGACAAAACUCAGCUACACUUUUGCCUCAUGUUUUCCAGAGUUAACUUCUUCCUUUUUUGAUCCACUGUUAGAGCGACAGCGUCUAGAGAGUCAUGAUUAUGGUGCCUCAACUGAUGUAAAUAAUAUGCGUAAGUUCAGAAAUGUUUAUCUGGUUGACUUUUUUAUGCAUUCUCUUAAAUCUAAACAAGAUUAUAUGGAAGCAUUGGAGAGAGUUUUAAAGGUAGAAAAAUUAAAGGAAUAUUUAAAUAAAUUUGUUGUAGUUUUUCCAGGUGACCAUCCAAGCCAAUUUUUUCCUCGACAAAUAGUGCAUGAGAUUCUCAGCAAGUAUGUUGCCAACCUUCAAUCAAAUACACCUGUUCCUCAAGAAGAGCUUCUUUCUCUUAUUCCUCUUAUUGGACCAUUACACAUUGACCUAAAUGCAGAUGAAGACUUAGUAAUUAAUUAUCAUCCUUUUAUUAAAUCUUUGUAUCAGUCACUUUUUCCAAAUAGAGUAUUAGCUGCAAAACCAAAGCCUUGGAGAAUUCAGUUCAUUCUUGAAAUUAUUUAUGGUGGAUGGACACUUAUCAGAAGAAGUGUUAAAGCUGUUUUUCACAACUGCAAAGAUGUACAGUAUGGCACACUUUUAAAUUUCUUGGAUAAUUAUUGUCCUACAGUUUUAUGUUCAUACUCAAUUUUGUUUAAAACUAACGAUUUUUAUAACUAUUAUGAAUCCAUUAUUAGAAUGUGGGUGAUGAUGUACUGUUUCAGACGCCAUCAUUACAGGAAAUCACUUCUAAUUUGGCUCUUUUUAGUCAAAUACUGGGAAAAGAAUGAGUUUUGUACUGACAUAUUUAAUCUUUUCAAAAAUCACCUUAAUGUUAUUGAUGAGUCAGUUGUAGAAUUUGUGCACUCAGUUGUAAGAAGGCACACAGCUGAUGGAGCAAGUGACAAAGCCCUAUCAGAAACACUGAAAGCCAUCUUUGGAUGUGGAGCACGUCAAGAGAAUUUUCGCUCAACAUUUACACCUGCAAGAAAUUAUGUGUUCAGCCGUGUUCAACUAAAGUAUUUACAUACAAGAGUUGCUAAACUUUUAGUUUCUUUUUUUUCUAAAAUCUCUUUAAAUCCGAGACGCAGUGAAUGA
Dendronephthya gigantea is the source of this 2503-nucleotide messenger RNA. RefSeq lists its product as uncharacterized. Lineage: Eukaryota; Metazoa; Cnidaria; Anthozoa; Malacalcyonacea; Nephtheidae. The transcript has 3 exons. The record is from RefSeq and is a predicted model, not a curated record. Bases 500 to 2503 code for a protein of 667 amino acids.